Molecule: messenger RNA, 1344 nt
Organism: Rasamsonia emersonii CBS 393.64
Lineage: Eukaryota; Fungi; Ascomycota; Eurotiomycetes; Eurotiales; Trichocomaceae
Product: Ankyrin repeat-containing protein
Exons: 2
Coding region: 1-1344 (447 amino acids)
Molecular function (GO): protein binding
Source: RefSeq, a predicted model, not a curated record
AUGGCGUGCCGUACUUGGUACCCCGCUCGGGCCAGGAACGAACAAAGCGAGCUUACCGCAACUCCUGCUGUACUCUUCAACCAUCACCACACACCUUCACACGCUACAAUGUCACUGCUUGAUCUCCCAAAUGAACUAUUCCUCUCGAUAGCAACGUGUCUCGAAUCGCAGAGAGAUAUCAAUGCCUUGACCCAAACAGGUCGUCGCUUUUACGCGGUCGUGAAUCCCUAUCUCUAUCGUUAUAAUGCCAGGCGCUUCAAUGGCUCUGCCUUGCUCUGGGCCGCAGGCCAUGGGACCGUUCACAAGGCGCUGAAGGCAGGAGUUGAGGUGCAACCACCAGCAGUGCCAGCGCCGCCAGGGAUGACAAUCGACGGGCGAUUGGGGUUGAGGACGAUGCGGCCAGGGGAAGGUGUUGGUCAGAGUAUGAGUAUCCGUUCAGCCGCAGUGCCCUGUCACAACAUAACCGACCGUAUACGCGAGGAUGCGCUGAGAUCUGCAGCACAAAAUGGAUAUGAGACUAUUGUCAGGCUGUUGCUUGAUGAUGGAGUCGCUGCAGAGUUCCAAAAUGGCCUGACACAGCGGAGCCCUCUGUCGUAUGCCGCAGAACAGGGGAACGAGGCCAUUGCGAAGCUGCUGCUUCAGAAGGGUGCUAACCCAAACUCUGCAGAGACGACUGGGCAAACCCCAUUGUCGAUGGCCGCAAAGCAUGGUCAUCAGGCAGUUGUCGAGCUCUUUCUUCAGAAUGGUGUUGAUCCCAAGGACCAUCGUACUGGGAUAGCGCUCUUAGAGGCUAUUAAAAAUGGACGCGAGUCAAUUGUCAAGCUAUUACUUGCAAAAGGUGUGGAACUUGACAUUGAAGACCAAUUUCUUCGGACACCCCUAUGUGUGGCAGCAUGCCAUGGACAUGAGGGAAUGAUCAAGCUGCUACUUGCAGAAGGUGCUGACCCUGACGGGAAAGAAGGCUCUGAUAGAACACCACUAUUAUAUGCAGCACACCUGGGGCACGCGGGAGUAGCCGAGCUAUUACUCGCGAAGGGUGCUGAUCCUAACCAGCAAGACCGACAAUUUCAUCAAUCCCCGCUAUCACGGGCAGCAUCAGAGGGGCAUGAGGCAGUAGCCAGGCUAUUGCUUGCCAAGGGGGCUGAUGCUGAGAGCCGCGAUAGGUACAAUCGAACACCACUCUCAUGGGCAGCCAUACAUGGGCACAAGGAAGUAGUAAAGCUAUUGCUUGCUAGGGGGGCUGAUCCUGACAGCCGCGAUGCGCUCAAUCGGACACCACUGUCAUGGGCAGCAGCACAUAGGCCACGAGGCAGUAGUCAAGCUAUUGCUUGCAAAAGGCGCUGA